GAUACCAGCGCGAGCGCAGCCCUCCGCUUAGUUCUGCAGCUGCGUGACAUUUACAGCCGCAAGUCUGCGAAGGUUUUUCGGAUGCAGUUUGCAUAAAGGAUUCUGCUCGCUUUGUUUCGUGGGAGAGAUUUAAAAAAAGUAUUUAACAGCCGAAUAAGGUGGCAUUUACAAGAAGGAAGAAGUAAGGGGUACCAGUAAAUGCCACCUUCAUGUGCUGGACUCACUGGGCUGCAUUUUAAAGACUGAUUCAAGGUGCUUUAAAAAUAUUCCAAGUCAUUAUAGUUAUACGAGAAAAAGAUUUUUUUUUCUUCUGUUUGGAUACAGAUUUCAAAUCAUGGAGUAGAUACAGAUACAGUGGGACUGCGUGCUUGAGAAGAGAAUAGCGGUUUUCAGUCGAAAAACGUGAAGCCUUCUGCUCCCAUUAAUCAUAACGCAGAGCGGAAAAAAAUCACAGCGCAAGAUGUCUGUCCCGAACGUGCUGGCCAAGGCCCUGUACGACAAUGUGGCCGAGUCCCCGGACGAGCUGUCCUUCCGUAAGGGUGACAUCAUGACGGUGCUGGAGCGCGACACGCAGGGCCUCGAGGGCUGGUGGCUCUGCUCGCUGCACGGCCGCCAGGGCAUCGUCCCCGGCAACCGGCUCAAGAUCCUGGUGGGGAUGUACGACAAGCAGCAGCCGGGGCAGCUCGCCCCCCCCCAGCCGAGCGCCUACACCAAGGCCCUGCCUUCCUCUCAGUACACAGCCAUGCACCCCGCCUUCCCAGCGGGGAGCCCCACCCCCAGCCCUUCCCCUGGCCCCGCCCCAGGCAUCCCAGACACUGUCUACAUGCUACCCCCCAACCAUGGCAAGCCCUCCACCCACAGCCUCUACCAGGGGCUGACGAAAGGCUCCAGCCCCCUGCAGAAGUCAGCCUCCCCGGUGCAGUACGAGGCCUCAGAGCAGGACGUCUACCAGGUCCCCCCCGGCACGGGUGGCCCCGGCCACGGGCAGGACAUUUACCAGGUGCCCCCUUCAAUGAGUCAAAAUCAGGACAUCUACCAGAUCCCCCCUUCCAUGGAGAAGAGGAGCUGGACUUCGUCCAAACCUCCAGGAAAGGUGGUGGUGCCCACUCGAAUUGGACAGGUGUACGUGUAUGAAACGGGGAAGACGGAGCAAGACGAGUACGACGUCCCACGGCAUCUCGCACUAUCCCAGGACAUCUAUGAUGUGCCCCCAACCCGGAACCAGUACAACCAGCAGGUGUACGACACGCCCCCCAUGGCCGUGAAGGGACCCCCAAGGCAAGACAGUGGCCAGGAGAUCUAUGACACUCCGCCCAGCAUAGACAAGAGCCAAGCUCUGUCCCAGCAAACGGUGUACGACUUCCCUCCCUCCGUCAGCAAGGACGUGCCAGACGGCCCCAUCAGGGAAGAGACGUAUGACGUGCCCCCCCACUUCGUGAAGGCGGCGAGCCCCGAAAGCAAGACCCCAGGUCCCAGCACGGCCCCUGAGGACGUGUACGACGUGCCGCCCCCCACUCUGCCGGGCAGGUGGCCCUCGGACGGCCCGGCUCUCGGCCAGGAGGUCUACGACAUCCCGGCCAGCCUGAGGCCUGGUGUCUCCUGCGGGCCCCAGGACAUCUACGACUUCCCACGCGAGCGACCGGCCGGCAGUGAAGACGCCGACGACUAUGUGUACGACGUGCCGCCGCAGGUAGUGCGUGACGCAGCCUCGGCGACAGGGGGCGCUGAAGAGCUUAGUGUCAGCUUCAAGCGCCUCUCGGCCUCCAGCACGGGCAGCACGCGUAGCAAUCUCUCCACCUCCUCCCUGGACCUGGUGCCCGUCAAGGAGUCGUCGUCGUGCUCCUCCUCGGCCGGCGCGGGCCGCCUGAACCUGGAGCUGGAGCCGGCCAUGGAGCGGCUGGCGCGCCUGCAGCAGGCCGUGCAGGGCUCCGUCUCCUUGCUGAUGUCCUUCGUCAGCGGGAACUGGCGCAGCGCCCAGCAGAUGGAGGCCAGCCUCCCGGCGCUACGGCAGGCCGUUGAGCGCGUGAAGGUGUCCGUCGGGGAGCUGCUGGAGUUCGCCCGUGGCGCUGUGGCCAACGCCGCCCUGGCACCCGACCGCACGCUGCAGGCCAAGCUGAGCAGGCAGCUCCACAAGAUGGAAGAGGGGUACCAGGGCCUCCUGCAGCACAGCCAGUCGCUGGAAGGCACGGGCUGGGCCCUGGGUGCCCUGCUGGCCCCGCCCCCUGGCGGCGACGACCUGGACCGCCUGGUCAUGUGCUCACGGGGCGUGCCAGACGACACUAAACAGCUGGCCUCCUUCCUGCACGGCAAUGCCACGCUGCUGUUCAGGAAGGCCAAGCAGCAGCCUGUUGAGGCCCCGGGCAACAACAAUAACAUCUCAGCCUAUCAGACGGGGCUGCCCGAGAGGACCAAUAUCCAGUCCCGCCCCCUCCCCUCACCACCCAAGUUCACGACAGAGGAGGAGUCCCAGGAGAGGCCGUAUGACACCACGGAGGAAGGCUGGAUGGAAGACUACGAUUACGUGCAUUUACAGCUGAAACAGUUUGAGCGGUUGGAACAGGAAGUGAGCCGACCGAUCAACAACGACCCAUCUGGCUGGAGCCCGCCGUCCCACUAUGGCGCUUCACGGGGGGGGCUCAGCGCCAGCGACCGCCAGCUGCUGCUCUUCUACCUGGAACAGUGCGAGGCCAACAUCACCACGCUGACCAAUGCCGUGGACGCUUUCUACUCCGCCAUCGGUGCAAACCAGCCACCCAAGAUCUUCGUGGCGCACAGCAAGUUUGUCAUCCUGAGCGCGCACAAGCUGGUCUUCAUCGGCGACACACUGGCGCGGCAGGCCAAGUCGUCGGAGGUGCGGGCCCGCGUGACGCAGUACAGCAACGCGCUCUGCGAGAAGCUCAAAGACAUCGUGGUGAGCACCAAGACGGCAGCUCUGCAGUACCCGUCCGCCAGCGCCGCCCGGGACAUGACGGAACGCGUGCGCGAGCUGGCCACCCGCACGCAGCACUUCCGCACGGUGCUCACCCAGCUAGCGGCCAUGUGAGGGCACCCUUGGUCCCUUCCCCCUCCCCCCACGGACCACUGCCUCCUGGGCUUUUAAUCUCCUCCAAAAAGAUGUCUGUCAGACUGGCCAGUUGUACAUGGAUCUGUGUAAAUACUCAGGCUGCACUUGGGACGGGUAACAGAAGCAGCAUUACUGAAGAUCCAGAGAGAGACCGUAGUUUUUAGACUGAUCAUUAUCACCAUUACUGCUUUACUGUAACUACAAUGAUAUGAAUUUUAAUAGUUGCUAUUAUUAUUAUUAUUAUUAUUAUUAUUAUUAUUAAGGACCGAGCUGAAGGCUGUUUCAGUUUUUAACUCACAUAUGUAGAAAUCCUUAAUAUGGUUUCCCCCCCGGGACAAAUUACGGGAAAAAAGAAAAAGAAAAGCCCCUUCAAUCUAAGGAGAGACCAGCGGGGUGUGGAGAACGGAAGACAGGGGCGGGGCCACAUUGACAAACCAGUAAUAGUGUCUUCAGGUCUGCCAUUGUCAUGAGACGGGCUCAGCGUGCUAAUUAAAGGAGCCCAAUUACGCAGAUAGCAUGUGCUUUAAUAGAGUCUCUGCUCCGCUGAUGAGAUCGGGGAGUGAUAACAUAGGUCAGUGAGCCUGACUGACUGAGACAAGGCUUUCUAGAAGCUUAGGGGGUAGUGGGGGUCCCUAUCGUCAUUUUGGAAGCACAGGGGUCAAUCAGACCGCUCCCCGUCUCGAACCCCCACCAGCAAAGACAUGCCACGCUCUGACCUGCAUUGUGGCAAUAA
Molecule: messenger RNA, 3797 nt
Organism: Paramormyrops kingsleyae
Lineage: Eukaryota; Metazoa; Chordata; Actinopteri; Osteoglossiformes; Mormyridae
Source: RefSeq, a predicted model, not a curated record